UGGUUGGAUAUCCUUCUCUUCACUCUCUUUCUCUUUUUCUUUCCCUCAGAUAUAAAAUCAUUCAUUUUCGUUCAUUUUAUUAUAUCGUAUCUAUGGCCAUGUGACAUUGCAGCAGAGAUUUUCUACGAACCCAACACACAGUUGGGCUUACUUCUUCUUCUGCUUCAAACUCAGAAGCCGGUAACAUUCCAUAUAAAAUAGCAAUCAACGUAAGCUAACCCAUCUCUUGUUACGCUUGUUCAUUCUGGUUCUUCAUUGUUUUUCUUGGAAAGAUUUUGUCUUUCUUACAUUGUUCUCUGUUCUGGUUGUCAAAGACUAAUCUUGAUGUAUCCUUUUAUUUUGGGUUUCUGUAAGAGAGAGGUUUAGGCUUAGAACGAUGCCGUUGAAUAUAGUACAUGAUGGUAAUGGAUUUUCCCGAAUCAUACUCACGGAGCCAACUGGGUCUUCAGCAGAGGUGCUUCUGUAUGGUGGGCAGGUUGUUUCGUGGAAGAACGAAAGACGAGAAGAACUGCUCUUUAUGAGUAGCAAGGCUAUUUGGAAACCACCUAAAGCCAUCAGGGGAGGCAUACCUGUCUGCUUUCCACAGUUUGGAAAUCUUGGUUCACUGGAGCAGCAUGGAUUCGCAAGGAACAGAUUGUGGUCACUAGAUAAUGACCCCUCACCUUUGCCUCCAACUAACAAUCAGUCAUCAGUGGAUUUGAUCUUGAAGUCUGCUGAAGAGGAUCUGAAGACCUGGCCACGUAGCUUUGAGUUGCGGCUUCGUAUUUCUCUCAGUGCUGGCAAGCUCACUUUGAUUCCCCGCGUUAGAAAUAUGGAUAGCAAGGCGUUCUCCUUUACCUUUGCUCUGAGUAACUACUUGUCUGUAUCUGAUAUCAGUGAAGUGCGUGUUGAGGGCUUGGAGACACUUGAUUAUUUCGACAAUCUAGCGCGUAGAGAAAGGUUCACGGAGCAGGCAGAUGCUAUUACCUUUGAUGGCGAGGUCAACAGAGUGUAUUUGGACACCCCAACUAAGAUAGCCAUGAUAGACCAUGAGAAGAAGAGAACGUUUGUUCUGCGGAAGGAUGGCAUGCCAGAUGCAGUUGUCUGGAACCCUUGGGACAAAAAGACCAAGACUGUCCCUGAUUUGGGGGUUGAGGACUACAAAACCAUGUUAUGUGUAGAUUCUGCAGCCAUCGAAACCCCAAUUGUAUUGAAGCCUUUCGAAGAGUGGAAAGGCCGUCAAGAACUCUCUACUGUUUCAUCAAGCUAUUGCAGUGGGCAGUUGGAUCCUCGCAAGGUGCUUCAUGGCUUUCACUAACCAAUUAUGUGGAGUAAAUGGAGGUCUUAUUGUAAUUUAUGUAAGUUGCCUUAUUUCAUGGACCAGAAACAUCCUCUUGGUUUGUUCAUGUAUUAUCCUUGUUGAUGUACUUUAGGUUUUCUUGGAGCAAGACAGAACUAGCUGCAUGUAAAAUGUGAGAAUAUCAUUGCAGGGUAUCAUUGUCACAAAUUGGCAACAGGGAUUUUUUCCUUUAUGUUGCCGCUGGCGGUUAAAGAAUAUGUGAUUUGUAUUAAAA
Prunus mume (Japanese apricot) is the source of this 1553-nucleotide messenger RNA. Lineage: Eukaryota; Viridiplantae; Streptophyta; Magnoliopsida; Rosales; Rosaceae. The record is from RefSeq and is a predicted model, not a curated record.